UCAGCAGCAGCAGCAGCGUCGGGGUCCGUGACGAUGACGCUGCUGCGUCGUCAGUCAUCUGGAUGAAGGAGCAGCAUCAGAGACAUGAUGAGGCUGCGGCCGCUGGUGCUGUGUGUGUUGUUAGCACUAGCAGUGGCUUAUUACGUUUACACACCUCUGCCUGAGAACAUCCAGGAGCCGUGGAAGCUGAUGGUGGUGUCUGCUGGACUCAGGACAUCCCUGCAUCUGGCUUCUUUGAUUCAUUGGCUGGGCUGUGAUCAUUACAUCAGGUCCAUCAGGCAGUUAUCAGACAGCUUCCCUGGACUGACAAAUGUGGGCGACAGUAAUGAGUCUGGUGGAGGAGUGGUUCCUGGAGUUAAGGUCAGCGACACAACCUUCGCUGGCGUUCCUGUCCGAGUGUAUGAGCCCCCUGCUGGAGGGGAGGGUCACUUGAGGAGAGGGUUGAUGUAUUUCCGUGGAGGAGACUGGUUCCUGGGAGGUGUUGAGAGACCGUCAAAUGAUGCUCUCAACCACAUGAUCUCAGACGAACUCAACACUGUUGUCGUGUCGGUCGAGUACCGUCUUCCACCAGACGUCCACUUCCCUGUGCCCUUCGUGGACUGCCUCACUGCUGCCAAACACUUCCUUUCCCCUGAGGUUCUGGCUAAGUAUUCCAUUGACCCCGAGCGAGUGGCCGUGGCCGGAGCAAGUCUUGGAGGAAAUCUGGCCGCAGCAGUGGCUCAGGAGAUAUCAACCGAUGAUUCCAUUAGUGUAAAGUUCAGCAUCCAGGCCUUGAUCUACCCCAUGCUCCAGGCUCUGGACUUCAACACUCCGUCCUACUGGCAGAAUCAGGAUGUCCCCCUCCUGUACCGACCCUUUGUGGUCAGCUUCUGGUUGCAGUACCUUGGUGCCGACACCUCUCUGCAGCCACAGCUGCUGGUCAACAACCACAGCUCUCCUCACAACUCAGCCAUCACCCGGGAGCUGAGGGCGAGGUAUGACUGGACCGUUCUCCUCCCUUUCAAACAUAAGAAGAACCACAAGCCUGUGAUGACGAAGAAAGGUUCUCCUGGACUCCUGAAGGAGGUUCCUGCUCUGCUGGACGUCAGGGCUUCUCCACUGCUGGCAGGAACAGAGGUUCUGGCCAAAUGUCCUCGGACGUACGUGAUAACAUGUGAGAAUGACGUGUUGAGGGAUGACGGGCUGAUGUACGCUCGACGUCUCCAGGACACUGGGGUCACGGUGACCAACGUUCACUAUGAGGAGGGUUUCCAUGGAUGUUUUAGUUUCACAGUCUGGCCUCUGGAGUUUGAUGUUGGGAGGAGGGCGGUCAGAGGCUACAUCAACUGGCUGCAGAACAACUUGUGAGGGAGAAAGGACUGUAAAUGUGUAAAUGGUCUUUGGGUGGGUGUCUGUGUGUGUGUGCAUUUAUUCUUUGUGUUUAACCUAUUUAUUCUGAGCUCAGGACUUUCAUACACCUACCACAGGAGGCUACAACAGGAAUUACACCCUUUUUUGUACUGAUCGUUUUAAUAAAAUAAUCACAAACUUCUCAUGUAAAUAAUUGAUAAUCGCUGAAAUGCAGUCAUACACUCAUUAAAAGUGUGUUAAAAAUAACUUAAGUUUAUACAAGGCAACUCAAAGUCAGAGCCUAAAGUGAGCAAAACACAGCAGUAAUAAAUUGCUAGGAUAGCUUAAAAUAUUUAUUGUUUAAUUGUAAUUUAAAGAAAAAUUAGCUGACUUGUAAGCAAAGUGUUCGCUCAGAAUACGCUACUGGUAUCAGCAGAAAUCCUACAAUCCAACUAGAAAACGCUAGAAGUUUGAUGAAAAAUAGUUACAUUAGCCACAGUAGAAUUA
This is a messenger RNA of Cynoglossus semilaevis (tongue sole), 1836 nucleotides long. RefSeq names its product neutral cholesterol ester hydrolase 1a (gene nceh1a). The transcript has 5 exons. NCBI's taxonomy places the organism in Eukaryota, Metazoa, Chordata, Actinopteri, Pleuronectiformes, Cynoglossidae. Gene Ontology annotation, molecular function: carboxylic ester hydrolase activity. Bases 85 to 1347 code for a protein of 420 amino acids. Gene Ontology annotation, cellular component: membrane. The record is from RefSeq and is a predicted model, not a curated record.